GCGGCGAGCAUACCACGCGGCAGGCCUGGUUAGCAAUCUCAACCCCCAAAAAGGAGAGAUCGAUGGCGGCUGGAGGCGGGGGAGGCGAGGUGCUGACGCCUCGUGAGUUGGCGAUGGAAGAGAUGGAUCCGCAGCCUGGCGUUUUCUCCGAAGCAGAGAUCCUGAGGAUGGAGAUUGCGUCCCUGGUGAACUUGCUCAGGGAGAAGCAGUCUGAUGUUCUUUCGCUCGAUCCUGAGACCGUGAGGAAAAUCACGUCCCUGAGGAGCGAGAUCGCGUGCCAGAAGUUGGAAAGGGAGGUUCCGGAGGUCAAACGCACAGUGCCGCGGAGGCGUAAAAAGUUCUCUGCAGUGCCGAGGGUCGGGCAGAAGAAGGAGAUCAUGGCCGAUCAGGAGAGCAUGGAUCUGUCCAACUCCAACACGCAGAGUGUGAGCUCCCAAGUCAGUUGCAUCUCCGAGCAGAUGCCCGAGCGCUGCGAACAGAAGGAGAUCGACUCGGAGAAAAUCAAACCAGCCUCCAGAUUCGAAUCCAACUUGGAGCAUGUAUAUUUGCCCUACGGUGGCGAGGACGAGGGGGAGCGCAUAAACGGCCAAUUCAGUUGUAUAUUGGAGCAGGCGGAGGCCUUGUGCGACGAGAUGGCAUCUAUGGCAUCUAUUCUGGGCAAAAUCAGUAUCCCCCUCAUCUCCUAUUACGAUGUCUCCAAUCUGUUUCACAUGGCGUAUAGAUUUUUGAAGAUCUCCAAGAGUAUAUACGAUUAUACCUGCAAUGCUGAUAAACAGAUGGCUGACCAAUGUGCUGAGGACCAGAGGACCAAGGAGUAUGUGGAGAUGACUGAUCAGGUGGACAAAGGCAAAUCCAGCACCCACUGUCUUAACCAGAGUAGCAAGGAAGAGGUGGAUGAAUCUGUAACAGAUUUGACAAUGGACCUUUGUAAAUCAAACAUGGAGACGCACCAGAAGGCUGCUGAUAGCCAGAUGACAGAUGACAAAGAUGAACAUUUUGUGGCAGCAGAUCUCAUAUCUGGUCUUUCCAACCAGAUGACUGUCCACUGUUAUGAGAACCAGAGUACUGUGGGGUACCUGGAGAUGAUUGAUCUCACGGUGGGCAAAGGCCAAUCAAGCACGGAGACGCAUGCGUUGAGGAUGAUGGACCAAGGAAAAUCAAGCAGUGAAGGCGAAUCAAGUAACGAAGGCAAAUCAAGCACGGAGACGCGUGCGUUGAGGAUGAUGGACCAAGGCAACUCAAGUAGUGAAGGCCAAUCAAGCACGGAGACGCGUGCGUUUAGGAUGAUGGACCAAGGAAAAUCAAGUAGUGAAGGCCAAUCAAGCACGGAGAUGCAAGGCCAAUCAAGUAACGAAAGCAAAUCAAGCACGGAGACGCAUGCCUCGAGGAUGAUGGACCAAGGCAAAAAAUCAAGCUUUAGGAUGGGCCUGGAUUGCGAUGAGAAUGGUAUGCCCAACUUGUGCAAAUAUUACGAGAUGCUCGAAUGUGAGGAUGCGGAGGAGGAAGAUGAGGAGAUGACUCCGGAGGGUGUAAGGAUGUAUAACAAAUUCCGUAAGGAGCUGUUAGAGAUGGAAGCUGGCUUACGCAAGGAGCGGGAGCAGGAUCAAAAGGACGCGCUGAGGUGGGAGCAGGAUCAAAUUGACACACCGAGCUGUUACACAAUGGACCCGAUCCCCUUCUCACUUCAGGACGAGGCAGAGGAGACGGAGGAGGCGGAGGAGACGGAAUUCACAAAAUCAGACACGGAAGAGAUGGAGAUGGCGGACAAGUUGUUUGCUUUAGGGCGUAAAGGCUGGGAAUCUGCAUGGGGAGACGACUGCGGUAACUUCGAAGACAGGACCGUAUUGAGUCCUAUGCACUUUACACAUUGCACGCCGGGACUGAUCCCGUACGCUGCUCGCACUGUGAGCACCUUGCAAAUCUACUCCGUGAAGAUUGUUGGAAGAGAUGGAAAGUUGAAGUUGCCACUCCAUGUUUAUGGGAUCGUCGCUGCCCGAGAUGCCGUGGACUACAACCGCAACAUUCUCUUCUCCCGGCGAAGGGAAAACUGCCAAAAACUAACUCCAGAGGAUCCUUUUUUGCGCUUGACUGGCCCGUCCCGUGCAAUUGUGGCUGUGGACGAUGUUGAUUUCGAAGUCCAACUGAAAGUAAAGGGCUCAUCAAGGUCUCGCGACAGAGCAUUGAUGAGUCAUCGCUUUACUUACGCCGGUGGUUACCAUGAAGGUUUACAUACCACGUUCUCCAGCAACAGCUUUUGCACAGUAGAAUUGAGCUAUGAGCGACUUACAGAGACAGUCCAGGCUACUAUCUUGAGUGCGCGUGUUGUUGAAGGGGCGCCUUGGCCUUUUGAAUAUGGCAGGCGGAUUAUGUGCUCCUUGCCACCACAGGAAGUUACGGACUCCCUAUCCAGGCAAGUUGUGUUGGUUGAUUCUCAUCGUUCUGAUGAUGGUGGAGAAAUGCCAAUGGGCUCGGAUGGUUACAUUGAUCUGUCAAGGCAUGUUGUUUCUGUAGAACUUGAAGAAAGCCUGCAGUUUGUCAUACAAGCCUACUCACAGUCUGGUGAUGCUAUUGCUAGACAAGGUAGUGUCAGGUUCAGGACCAAAUACUGCAACAUAAGUCGAGCGAUAUGUGAGAUUGGUGACUCUAAGGUGGAGAUAACUGUCGCUUGGUCCCAACUUGCUAAGCACAAGAGGGAUAUCCUCUUAGAAGGACAUGUUUGACGGCUCUUGUGCCGUGGAUGUUCUGGACUGCAGAAUUAUUUGUCUUUGAUUAGUAGUAUAAAUCUGUCAUGUACCUCUUGCCCAAUUUUAUCUGUUUAUGUCUUGCAUGCGGUUUGCAGAACUGCAGAAUUAUUUCUUUUUGAUUAGUUAAUCUGUCCAACUAUUUGUGAAUCGACUAAUGUUAUCGGACUAUUUGUGUCUACUAUCACUUACUCCCUCCCGUUCCUAAAUAUUAGAGAUUUCAAUAUAGGCGACAUACGGAUGUAUAUAGACAUAUUUUAGGGCAUACAUUCACUCAUUUUCCUUCGUACUAGUCCAUAUU
Messenger RNA from Triticum dicoccoides, 3042 nucleotides. RefSeq lists its product as uncharacterized. The record is from RefSeq and is a predicted model, not a curated record. The transcript is spliced from 3 exons. Bases 63 to 2720 code for a protein of 885 amino acids. NCBI's taxonomy places the organism in Eukaryota, Viridiplantae, Streptophyta, Magnoliopsida, Poales, Poaceae.